UUGGAAAACCGCUCAGUCGUGUGCGGCACGAACCGGCAGCACUAUCGUCGCGGUCCCUCCGCCUACCACCAACUCAAAAUCAUCGUAAAUUUACCGACAUUUUCAUCGCCAGUGCUCAAAAACACUCAAAAAUGAUGUAAAACUAAAAUAAAUUCACGGUGUACUUUUAAUUUCUCGAAUUUCACUCGAAUAUUAAGUUUUUAAGUGUAUAUUAAUUUAAAGUUAUAAAAACGUGUUGUUGUUAAGUUGAUGUGAUAAGUUUUUAAAUUUUUAACUUGUGCAACAAAUAAACUACAGUGAAUAUUUUAUGUAUGAACAAAUUUUAUAUUUCACUCAAGGCGUUGACCAAACCAAGUGAAGUCACAACAAUACAAAACUACAAGAAGUAACUCGCUAAAAUCAACAAUUUACAGACUGAUAAAGUGAUUUGUGAUAUUGUGUAAGAAUCAAGUGUAAAAAAACAGUGAAAAAUGGAUGCAAGCGAUGAAAAUCACAACCCUAACCCAAAAGAGGGCGCAAAUCCUCUUUCAAUACUAUUUUUCACAUAUACAAUCGGAAUGUUCCGAAAAGGAUAUCAAAAGACCCUGGAAGUUGCAGAUCUCUACAAUCCACUCAAAGAAGAUCGAAGUAAACGUCUAGGAGAUCGUCUUGAAAGUAAAUGGGACACACAUUUAAAGUCCCGCCAAAGAAAGAAUAAAAACCCAUCACUGGCACGGGUCCUGGUAAAAACCUUCUGGCCCGAAUACCUGCUACUCGCUAUAAUUCUAGUACUUAUGGAUCGUCUACGUUUAGCACAACCUAUCUUCUUAGGCAAUCUAUUGGAAUACUUCCGUCCCGAUUCCGAAAUGUUACGCGAAGACGCCAUGUUUAACGCGGCCAUCUUGGUCGCAAUCAACGCUGGCAGCGCUCUACUGAUCAAUCAGUACAUUUUCCGAGCUUUCCAUUAUGGAAUGCGUGUACGCGCAGCUGUAUGCUCAUUAAUUUACCGAAAAGCCUUAAAAUUGAGCAGGACUGCUCUGGGCGAUACAGCAAGUGGCAAAGUUGUUAAUCUAUUAUCGAAUGAUGUGAGCCGAUUCGAUAUUGUGUCUGUUUUUAUUCAUCACAUGUGGGUUUCACCUACAAGUACUUGUAUUGUGAUGUAUUUCCUCUGGAGGGAGGCAGGAUACGCGGGAAUAAUUGGUAUUAUUCCUGUAUUUUUAGUUGUACCGUUACAAAGUUAUACCGGAAAACUUUCUUCUAAAUUCCGACGUGAAACCGCAUACAAAACCGAUGAACGUGUGCGUUUGAUGGACGAAAUCAUCAAUGGAAUUCAAGUCAUCAAAAUGUACGCCUGGGAGAAACCAUUUGAAAAACUAAUUCGUAUCUCGCGCAUCAAUGAACUUAAAAAAGUUACUAAAUUAUCGUACGUACGUGGUUUAUUUAUGACUUUUAAUCUCUUCACCACUCGUGUGGCACUCUUCUCCGCCAUGUUGACCAUGGUACUCUCAGAUCAACCAAUCACAGCCAAAACAGUCUUCGUUUUCAUGUCAUACUUCAAUAUUCUAUCACAAACAAUGUCUUCCAUGUUUGUUAGAGGAAUCUCCGAAAUGGCAGAGUUAUUCGUCGCCAUUAAACGCUUACAAGAAUUUCUAAUGAACGAAGAAUUCGAAGAUACCAGCAAAUCAGAUAAUAACAACGACCUCAACGAUGAUAAAGGCAACAAAGGUCAUAAAGUAAACGAGAAUAUCUCAGUUGAAUUACAAAAUAUCACUGCAAAGUGGAACAAAACAAAAUCCGAAAAUGCCUUGAGUGAUAUCUCUGUAUCAGUGGAUAAAGGAAGUCUUUUGGGUAUAAUAGGACCAGUGGGUUCUGGAAAAUCCUCAUUUUUACAAACAUUACUAGGAGAAUUAGAUGUAAUGAACGGAGAUGUCAUCAUCAACGGAAAACUCUCAUAUGCAUCACAGGAACCUUGGGUAUUCGCAGCAACAAUCAGACAAAACAUCCUCUUUGGAGAAGAAUACCACAAAAAGAGAUACAACGAAGUAAUUAAAGCAUGCGCCUUGGACAAAGACUUCAAACAAUUCGAUGAUGGCGAUAAAACAAUAGUUGGGGACCGAGGUGCUUCACUAUCCGGAGGUCAAAAAGCUAGAAUCAAUUUAGCAAGAGCAGUCUACCGGAAUGCAGAUAUCUAUCUAUUGGAUGACCCACUGAGUGCUGUUGAUGUCCACGUAGGAAAACACUUAUUCAGAGAGUGCAUUGAUGGUUUCCUCAAGGGAAAAACUAGGAUAUUAGUAACACAUCAAGUUGAUCAUUUGAAAGGAGCCGAACACAUUGUUAUCUUGAAUGAGGGAAAGGUUGAAACAGAGGGAUCAUAAAACCUUAGUAAUAACCAAGACGUUGUCUAUGCUAAACUCCUAACUCAAGAAGAGGAAUCUGAAGUUGAAGAUCAACCAGAGCGUAAAACCAUCCGCCAGAUAUCCCGCAGUAAAUCUCUAUCUGUUUCCAGCCUUCAUAGUGAUCUAAGUUGUACACUAGACGAUGAAAAAGAAGAGAAACCCAUUGAUAUGAUAGAAGAGACUUCAAAAGGAAAAGUCCACGGUUCUCUAUUCAUGAAAUAUUUAUACGCAGGCGGAAACUGCUUCUUUGUGAUGACUGUCUUAGUUCUAUACAUUCUAGCACAACUAUCCGCGAGUGGUGUGGAUUAUUUCGUCAGUAUCUGGACAGAUAUUGAAGAGAAACGUCGUGCUGCCAUAUUGAACAACACCGAAAAUGUUUUAGAGGAGGGAAAUGAAGUUGUCAUAGAAUACCAGGCAUUAUCAACUUACACUUGUGUUUAUAUCUAUGCUGGAUUGAUCGUAGCACUGGCAAUAACUGCCCUGGCUAGAUCUAUGUUAUUCUAUAAGUUGGCCAUGUUAAGUUCACAAAAGCUGCACGAUAAUAUGUUUAAAAGUGUGAUUUAUACAACCAUGCGGUUCUUUGAUACGAAUCCAAGUGGGAGGAUCCUGAAUAGGUUCUCAAAAGAUAUAGGAUCAAUUGAUGAACUACUACCAAAAGCUGUGUUGGAUGCAGGACAGAUUAUGUUGUUAAUGGUUGGAUCCCUAAUAUUGGUUGCUGUGGUCAAUCCAUAUCUACUUGUUCCAUUAGCUGUGAUAAGUUUAGUCUUCCAGGGGAUGAGGAUUAUCUUCUUGAGGAGCAGUAAGAAUAUUAAAAGACUUGAAGGAGGAGUGAGGAGUCCGGUGUUUACUCAUUUAAAUGCGAGCAUUCAAGGUCUUACCACAAUUCGAGCUUAUGGAGCUCAACAAAUUCUUACAAAUGAAUUUGAUAAACAUCAAGAUCUACAUACCAGCGCAUGGUUCAUGUAUAUUGCUGCUAGUUCAGCUUUUGGUUUCUAUUUGGAUGCGCUUUGUUUCAUUUUCAUUGGAUUUGUUACGUUUAGUUUCUUAACGUUUGCAGAAAAUGCACUUGGUGGUGAAGUGGGCUUGGCCAUAACCCAAGCUUCCGCUCUCACUGGUUUUGUGCAGUGGGGAAUGCGCCAAAGCGCUGAGGUGACCAAUCAGUUAAUGUCAGUCGAAAGAGUUCUCGAAUAUAGCAGUCUCGAAGAAGAACGACAACCACUCGUCCCAAAACAACCACCGGCGCAAUGGCCUGAAUACGGAAAAGUACAAUUCAAAAAAAUGGGCCUAAGAUACUCCCCAGAAAUGAAUCUAGUUUUGAAAAAUUUAAACAUUCAAAUCCAACCCAAAGAAAAAGUUGGCAUUGUUGGGAGAACCGGCGCUGGUAAAUCCUCGUUAAUCGCCGCUAUCUUCCGACUGGCCUUUAUCGAAGGCGAGAUAGAAAUUGAUAAUGUAGACACGGAAACUAUCACUUUACAGGAACUCCGGUCUAAGAUUUCGAUUAUUCCGCAAGAUCCCGUGUUAUUUUCCGGGACUCUUAGAUACAAUCUUGAUCCUUUUGAGGAAUAUGCCGACGAUGUUUUGUAUAAAGCAUUAGAAGACGUGGAAUUAAAGGACAGUUCCAAUAUUAUUAAUAACCUGGAAAAUAGAGUGAUGGACCGCGGAGCAAAUUACAGUGUCGGUCAACGCCAGUUAAUUUGUUUAGCAAGGGCCAUCAUACGUAAAAAUAAAGUAUUAAUGUUGGAUGAAGCCACUGCCAAUGUUGAUCCACAAACUGAUGCAUUAAUCCAGAAAACAAUCCGUCACAAAUUCGCCGAUUGCACUGUGUUAACUGUCGCGCAUCGCCUCAACACCAUCAUGGACUCCGACAAAGUGGUAGUCAUGGAUCAAGGCACCAUAGUCGAAUUCAAUCAUCCCCACAUUCUACUCAACAACAGUCAGGGUAUAUUCUAUCAAAUGGUACAAAGUACAGGUACACACAUGUCGGAACAACUCAAGAAAAUCGCUAGAAACUGUUACCUCAAGAGACAGGGUGUACCCGAAGCCGAUGAAGCCACACAAAUCAAAAUGGAUGCUGGCAUACAACUUAAGUGGGAAAAUCCUGUGCGGAAGGCUAAUAUUGUUUCAAAACUAUUUUUUACAUGGAUGGUAAAAUUAUUUUAUAGAGGAGUACGACAGGGUCUAGAAGUUUUAGACAUCUACAAAACACUAGAUCCAGACAAGUCAGAAAUGUUAGGAGAUAAAUUAGAAAGUGUGUGGAUGAAACAAAUAGAAAAAUCCAAAGAAACAAAAGAAAAAGGCAAGAAGAAGAAGAAAAAACCAAGUUUACUCUCAGCCAUCACAAAAGUAUUCUUUUGGAAUUACAUGAUAUACGGCAUAUUCCUAUUCAUACAAUUCGUAUUUUUACGGUCAUGUCAACCUCUGGUCUUGGCCUAUCUGAUUGCUUUGUUUUCACCAGAAGCACAACUGGAGGAUCAGACUGUGAAGAUGUAUGUUUCAGCAUCCGUUCUGAUCGCUUUCAGUAUCGGAACAAUAUUUUUACAACAUCAUACUAAUUUUGGUAUGGCGAGAGUCGGAAUGCGGAUCAGAGUUGCUGUUUGCUCACUUAUGUACCGAAAAUUAUUAAAACUGAACAAAAAAGCUUUGGGUCAGACAGCUUCCGGUCAAGUUGUAAACCUGUUAUCAAACGAUGUGUCUCGUUUUGAUUAUGUCGCCCUAGCCAUUCAUUACAUCUGGAUAUCACCUUUUCAAGUCGCCAUUGUUACUUACUUCAUCUGGAAUGAAGUGCAGCUAGCUACGCUAGCUGGUGUGCUUUCUAUGAUACUAUUUACUCUACCUCUACAAGCUGCCCUUGGAAAAUACGUAACAAUCCUUCGUGGAAGAAUCGCAAUUUGUACAGACUCCAGAGUCCGCCUAAUGAACGAAAUAGUUUCCGGUAUUCAAGUAAUCAAAAUGUACGCAUGGGAGAAACCCUUUCAAAUACUGGUCAAAGAACUACGCGCGCGUGAAGUUGACGUACUCACAAAAGCAGCCUACAUUCGAGGUGUUUUCCUCUCCUGUAUGGUGUUCAUUGAACGUACCACAUCAUACCUAACAGUCAUCACUUAUGUCCUCCUCGGGAAUGAAAUCACCGCUGAUAAAGUAUUUUCGCUAUCGCAGUUUUUCAACAGUCUGCAACUCGCGUUGGCUAUUUUUAUCCCGAUGGCUAUACAAAUGGGAGCAGAAUCUGUGGUAUCCGUACGACGUAUUCAAGAAUUUUUACUGUUAGAAGAACGAACUGAUACACAAAUUGAAGCAGCGGAAGAUAAUAAAAUUUCUCUGAAGAAUAUCAACGCUUCUUGGGUGGAUAAUCAACAAGUACUCAAAAAUAUCAACUUUGAAGUACCCGCGGGUAAACUGUGUGCUAUAGUAGGACCUGUGGGAUCCGGAAAAUCGUCAAUUUUGAAUUUAUUACUUGGAGAGUUACCGAUUGAAAAUGGAAGGGUAUCAGUCUGUGGGACUAUAUCUUAUUCCUCACAGGAACCUUGGUUGUUUCAAGCUACAGUACGAAAUAAUAUCCUAUUUGGACAGGAGUAUAACAAACUGCUUUAUAAAAAAGUAACCAAAGUAUGUGCGCUGCUGCCUGAUUUUGAUCAAAUGCCAAAUAGAGAUAAAACUAUAGUCGGGGAGCGAGGAGUGUCCCUGAGUGGUGGACAACGUGCUAGGAUCAAUUUAGCAAGAGCUGUUUACCGGGAUGCUGAUAUUUAUCUAAUGGAUGAUCCUUUGAGUGCUGUGGAUACCCACGUGGGAAAACAUUUAUUCGAAGAGUGUAUAUGUAAUUAUCUAGCAGGGAAAACACGUAUUUUGGUUACGCAUCAAUUGCAGUAUUUGAAGAAAGCUGAUUUGAUUGUGGUUAUUAAUGAUGGUAAAAUAGAAGCUCAGGGGACUUUCGCGGACCUACAAAAAUCUGAGUUGGACUUUGUUAAGAUGGUGGUAGCUGCUGAUGAGACCGUAGAGGAAACAGAAGUGCCCGAAGAAGAUAAAAAGACGAAAUUAGAAAGAAAAGAAUCAACUAAUACUAUACAAUCAGUAGAAGAAGAAGCAGCUAAAAACGAAGAAGAAAUUGGUUGGACCGGACGUUCCGCCAUUCGACAAUACAUAGCCGCGGCUGGUAACUGCUGUGUUAUCUUCAUAGUCACUGUGAUUAUCAUUAUGGGACAAGUUUUUAGUAGCGCUUGUGAUUAUUGGUCAAGUUAUUGGACUGACCAGGAAGCAAUCCGAUAUGCAUACAACACCAACCGCACCUACAAUCCAACUCUAAUAGAAAGAAUAAUUGGCCCAAUCGUCCCACAUGAAGAAGUAAUCUAUGUCUCCCUACAACGCGAGAGAUACACCGGUGAUGAGUUUGAAUAUCGCACACCUCGAGUCCACGAAAAACCAACAAUAUCCACAGACAUGGCUAUCUACAUCUACACAGGAUUCAUAGUGGGUCUGAUCGUGUUUACGCUAAUGAGAUCAUUUGCCUUCUUCAAAGUAACAAUGGUAGCAGCCAAACGUUUACAUGCUGUCAUGUUUGCUGCUCUCCUGGAAGCCCCGAUGCGAUUUUUUGAUACCAACCCAAGUGGGCGUAUUCUAAACAGAUUUUCUAAAGAUAUGGGAGCUAUUGAUGAACUCCUGCCAAGGAUGGCAAUGGAAGCAAUGCAAAUCAUGUUGGUUAUGACUGGUAUUCUAGUUAUGAUCUGCGUAUCUAAUUAUUACAUGGUAGCAGCUAUAGCUUUCUUCGCGGUUUUGUUUAUUCUACUAAGAAAAUGGUACCUAGACACUGUCAGAGUGCUCAAACACAUUGAAGGAUCAACAAAAAGUCCUGUGUUCUCACAUAUGAAUUCAUCUCUAAAUGGGAUCACAACUAUCAGAGCAUCACAUGCCGAAAUGAUUCUGGUGAAAGAAUUUGAUCACCAUCAGAAUGUGCAUACUUCUGCAUGGUUUUUGACUAUUGCAUGCACGGAAUCUUUUGGGUUAUGGAUUGAUAUUUUGUGUGUGUGUUUCACUGCGGUGGUUACGUUUAGUUUUAUUGUUUUGAAUGAAGCGGGGACUGUUUCGGGUAGUGCUGUGGGUCUUGCUAUUUCACAAUCGUUGAUUUUAACUGGUAUGUUACAACAUGGUAUGAGGCAAACUGCAGAAGUGGUUAAUCAGAUGACAAGUGUAGAGAGAAUUCUACAGUAUACUAUGUUGGAUAAAGAAGGGCCUUUUGAACUGCCAAAGGAAAGACGUACUUAUAACAUUAAAUCUAACUGGCCCAGUACCGGAAAUAUUACUUUUCAUCAUAUGUACUUAAGGUACAACCCCUAUGAUGCUCCUGUUUUGAAUGAUUUGAAUGUUCAAAUAUUAUCGGGGCAAAAGAUAGGAAUUGUGGGUCGUACAGGUGCAGGUAAAUCCUCCCUAAUGACAGCUCUCUUCCGCUUAGCCCCGAUUGAAGGCAUCAUUGAAGUAGAUGCAGUUAACACACAAAAUAUUGGUUUAUCUCAACUCAGACGCAAAAUUUCAAUUAUUCCACAAGAACCUAUUUUAUUCUCUGCUACACUUCGUUAUAAUUUAGACCCGUUCGGUGAAUAUCACGAUGAUGCUAUGUGGAGUGCUUUGGAAGAAGUUGAACUUAAAGAAUCCAUCAACUCUUUGGACUUUAUUGUGGAUGAAGGUGGUUCGAAUUUCAGCGUGGGGCAAAGGCAACUUAUUUGUUUAGCUAGGGCUAUUCUACGAAACAAUACCAUUUUGGUUUUGGAUGAGGCAACAGCAAAUAUUGAUCCUAAGACUGAUGCGUUAAUUCAAAAGACAAUUCGUAGAAAGUUUAACAAAUGCACAGUUUUGACAAUAGCGCAUCGAUUGAAUACAAUUAUGGACUCUGACAAGGUGAUGGUAUUAGAUGCUGGAAGACUAAUUGAAUUUGAUCAUCCGCAUAAUUUGUUGCAAAAGGAAAAUGGGCACUUUUUGAAAAUGGUUGAAAAGACAGGCGCUGGCAUGACUAAAACUUUGUUCGCUGUCGCAAAGGCAGCGUACCAGGAUAAGCAUUUGAAGGCGCAGCAAGAGAGCGAUUCUGAAUGAUAAUUAAAUGAAAUGAAUGUAUAUAGUUCAUCUGCUCAUCACAUACUUAUGUUGGAAGUAUUUAUUUAUUGUAGUGACAACUAUGUUUCAAUAAAUGUUUUAAAAAUUAAA
Molecule: messenger RNA, 8561 nt
Organism: Dalotia coriaria
Lineage: Eukaryota; Metazoa; Arthropoda; Insecta; Coleoptera; Staphylinidae
Biological process (GO): transmembrane transport
Cellular component (GO): membrane
Molecular function (GO): ATP hydrolysis activity; ATP binding; ABC-type transporter activity
Source: RefSeq, a predicted model, not a curated record